CACACGGGUUGAAGUGUGCUGACAGCGAGCAACAACCUCCGUUCAUCGUCUGUUGUUGCUUGUUCAUGACCCAGACGACCAGCUAGGAUCAACUUCCCUCAUAGGACAACCAAUCCGGGUCUCGUCCGUAGAUGCCUGCUUUCAUGCCCUCUCUGGAUGUUGAUCGUUCAGUAUCCCGUUCCCCUACCAUCAGCAAGAAGGGAUCGUUUCUUUCCGUUUCUACCUCUCUCAGCCAUUCUUUGAUACAAGAUGCUCUACACUACUCGCCCGAUAAAGGAGCUACUCUCGUCUUUACAAAGAAAAAUCUCACAGAUAUUGGAGGGGCGGCGGCAGAGGAGCUGGCUACUAUUGGGAUGGAACCGCCAGAGGAUGAAAGUCGGGUUCAGAGAAUUGCGCUCAAUUACAAUCGUCUUACAACCAUUCCCAUGGAAUUUGCAUUGCUGUCGCGUCUCAGGUAUCUCAAUCUCAAAGGCAAUUGUUUCUCGGUCUUUCCUGACGUUUUAACAUUGAUGCAUUCGCUGGACACUUUGGAUAUCAGCCACAACAAGAUCAAACGGCUGCCUUCACAACCUGGAAAUCUCGUCAAUCUCAAGGUUCUCUGCCUCACGCGUAACAAGUUGACCAGACUACCGACAUAUCUUGUCAAGUUCAAGAAGUUGACGUUCCUAGAAGUUGAACGCAACCCUAUUGAAUGGCCCCCAAAGUCCGUAAUGGAACGGAUAGAUUCCACGGGGAACCCAGAGAGCAUGAACAAUUGGAUAAGAAGCGUGCAACGUUGGGUAGACAUUGAGUGCUCUGGUGUUAGCAGAAGCCAUGAUGACUCCGGGUUUGGCGAGCUCGACAGUUCAAGGAUCGAGGACAGUUAUGGUGCUUGGGGUAGCCUUUCUCUCACUGAGAGUGAAUUCGACGAAGGUGUCACGCCGCACGCCAGAUCGUUCUCAAUAGACUCCAAUUUCUCGGUCUCAUCCAUCACCGACUCUGUCGGCAGUCCCGCCUCACAAUAUGACUCGCGCGACAGGCCCCCACCCUUGCACCUGGGAAUACUUCAGUCAUAUAGUACGGAAACGUCCCCCACACAUUCUCUCGAAAGUUACCUUCCGAGUCCCGCAGAAUCUGACUCUUUCCCGGCGCAGGACGCACUUGUCGAUGGAAUGAUUGAAAGGCAGCAGCUACACGGUAGAAAUGCAUCAUAUGCAGGGGAUGAUCAGAAACCUGGUCGAUCACGUUCCAUCGGGAAAAAGAGUAUGCCGGAUCUACGAACAGCAAAGCUGAACUUCUCGAAGAAGAACCCAGAGUGUGCUGACCGCAGCCCUGCUCCUUUACUCAACGGGAAGGCUAUCGCUGUUGACGAGUAUCCGUCUCCAAUGUCUCAGCGGCAAGACUCGGGCUCCUCGUUAAAUUCAGCUUCGCGACAUAUAAACAAGGCACAGGGCAAGGAAACUGGCCCCCAGACAUCGCCUACGCGUGCUGUCCCUUCCAUGGCAUUCGAACGCAACUCCUACUUCAGACGACUCUCCACACUUCCAACAUCCGCAUCAAACAUACCUACGCCAUUGCUCAACCUUAUUGACACUGCGCGAAGCAUUUUAUUCGCAGUUUGUCAAAUUUACCACACAUUGGAACACUACACUCUCAAUGCAGUCGAUGACCGUCUGUCGUCAGUACUAAAAAAAGUGCUUCAUCCUGCCAGUGCAGACAUGAUGCAGUUUAUUAACUCUCUGGAUCGAUUUGACGCUUUGAGCCGUAAAUCUGUCCCACCAGCUUCUGUAUGCAGAGCUGUCAUCGAAAGUUGUAGAGAUACGGUCGCAGUGUUUGGGAAGACUGUCGGAGUACUAUCCCUACAGCUCAAAGUAAUCAUCAAUGCAGAUGACGUUCGAUACUUGAGGUCUCUAGUAUUGACCUUAUAUGGUGCUGCUGCUGAAAUUGCCUUGGCGUGGCAAUCAAUACUCCCUCAGAUCGAUUCUAUCAAGCUAUUGCUACAUACCAAACCCUUCCCGUCUGCUUCGCCGCCAAGCAAUUUCGGCUCGCUGGUUGGAGGCCCCGACUCACAUUCCACUUCUACAUCUACAUCCAUUCCUUCGGAUAGCUCAACACAACCGCUUGUAUCCUUGAGGUCUACAGCAGGUAGGACACAUACCGCCAGGCGGCAUGCGGGAUCCUUUAGCUCAAAAGAUGUGGAAAUCGGGAAGGCUCUACCGUCGUAUGAUGUGCCCCUUCCAACCAUGCCGCGGAGCGUCGCUUCUUCAUCUACAAAGUCAAUAUUGCGGGCGCCAAAGCGGCAGGUAACAUUAUCGCCUAUGACUCUUACAGUUCAGUCCCCAUCUCCGACGAGUUCAGUAAUAGUGUCAGCAUCGACUUCAUCCACGUCCAUCGCAGAGAGUUCGAAAACCAAUCAUUCUCGGUCAGGGUCCCUGGCAUCGUUACAAGCGUCGUCUACAUCGUCGUCGCCUGUUUUAACAGCAUCUAGAACGACAUAUACUGAGGCUCAGUCGACUUCGAAGAUCCAGGUGGACAAGGAGGCAAUCCAGGCAGUGCAGGCCGCGAUUGACAUAGCUCCCUUUGUCUGGGACAUGGUAGAAGGGCAUUUGUCAGACAUGUUGGAGGUCAGGAGUGACAUGCGGGAAAGCCUUACCAAGGCCAGGCUCUCGACCAAGAGUCUCUCGGACAUGAUCCAUGCGUUGAAGGACGGUGAUCCAUCGGUCGAUAAAAGGGCUUUGCGCGAGGAGGCAAAUAUCUUUGUUAAAAUUGUUGUUGAAAUAAUCAGCGCUAUCAAACCUUAUGGCGGUACAACCUCUAACGACUUCCGCGUCAAGAUGAGUCAACUGACGAACGCGACUGAGGAGUUUGCAAUACUCCUUCAUGUCUCCUCAUUCUCACAUCCACCGGCUUCCUCGACUUCUCGGUCCUACUCUCCAAUGUUGAGUGCACUCGGUUUGUCGGAUGAAGUAAAACUCGGACCCGGCCUUUCACGUAGUCGCAGCGCACAGCAGUCGAUCAGCAUCAGGCCACCAACAUCCCCUAUACCGGAAGGUUCAAGGAGUGCUCUUCCCAAUCAAACUUUCAAAGUACCUGUCAUGAGAAGGUUUAGGGAUAGAGAGCCUCGACUUGACGGGAAUGAUCCUGGAUGAUAACUCACGUUUCUUUCCUUUUUAUUCUAUUCUUUUCGUCGUUUUGAUGUGUAUCACUACUACUACCACUCCGCCCAUAUCACGGUCGAUUUAGCUUUCGGGUUCAUUCAUUAUAUCUACGUAUCGUAUAGUCCAUAGCAAGUAUCGUUUUUUUAUUAUCAUAUUUCGCACUGCGUGGAAUGUUAUUAGACUUUAGAAAAACGUAAAA
Messenger RNA from Marasmius oreades (fairy-ring Marasmius), 3336 nucleotides. RefSeq lists its product as uncharacterized. NCBI's taxonomy places the organism in Eukaryota, Fungi, Basidiomycota, Agaricomycetes, Agaricales, Marasmiaceae. Bases 132 to 3128 code for a protein of 998 amino acids. Gene Ontology annotation, molecular function: protein binding. The record is from RefSeq and is a predicted model, not a curated record. The transcript has 6 exons.